This is a messenger RNA of Candoia aspera, 2579 nucleotides long. RefSeq names its product Bardet-Biedl syndrome 4 (gene BBS4). Bases 187 to 1764 code for a protein of 525 amino acids. Lineage: Eukaryota; Metazoa; Chordata; Lepidosauria; Squamata; Candoiidae. Gene Ontology annotation, biological process: protein localization to cilium; cilium assembly. Gene Ontology annotation, cellular component: ciliary basal body. The record is from RefSeq and is a predicted model, not a curated record. Gene Ontology annotation, molecular function: protein binding. The transcript is spliced from 16 exons.
CUCUCCUGCGCCUUGACGUCGCAGCCCGCCUCAGGAUUCGGAACGUUCCCGGAGAGGUGCGACGCAGAGAGACCGGAAGUUCUGGUUACCGUGGCAACAAGAUACCCCGCGGACCGAUUACUUCCGGGCUGGCUGGUCACCUAGGCAACGGGCAGCUGGUGGAGGCUUGCUAGAUGCUGAGGCGCCAUGGCGGACGUGACAGCCCGGCCGACUGCAUCCCUGCCGACAGCAACAGAACUUCCCAAAGCCAGAUCAGGGAGAGUGCCUGACCUUCCCAUUCUGGAGAAAAGGAACUGGCUGAUCCACUUGUACUACGUCCGCAAAGAUUAUGAUGCAUGUAAGAUUACUAUAAAAGAGCAACUGCAGGAGACCCAAGGAAUGUGUGAGUACGCUGUCUAUGUUCAAGCUUUGAUCUUUCGCUUGGAAGGGAAAAUCCAUGAAUCUCUGGAGCUUUUCCAGACUUGUGCUAUUCUCAGGCCUCAGUGUGCAGACAACCUCAAGCAGGUGGCCCGGUCCCUGUUUCUUCUGGGCAAACACAAAGCAGCUAUUGAAGUCUACAAUGAUGCGGCUCAGCACAACCAGAAGGACUGGGAGAUCUUCCACAACUUGGGCGUGUGCUACUUCCAGCUGAAGUAUCUCAACAAGGCAAAAGAUCAACUAAACAACGCCUUGCAGCUCAACCGACAUGACCUGACAUACAUGAUGCUGGGGAAAAUCUACCUGAUGGAGGGGGAUAAAGACAAAGCCAUUGAAGUCUAUAAAAAAGCAGUGGAAUUCUCUCCUGAAAACACAGAGCUCCUUACAACUCUGGGCUUACUUUACCUUGAGCUUGAGGUUUAUCAGAAAGCCUUUGAAUACCUUGGGAAUGCACUCACAUACGAUCCCUGCAACUAUAAGGCCAUUUUGGCGGCCGGCAGUAUGAUGCAAACACACGGGGACUUCGAUGUCGCUCUCAGCAAGUACCGGAUAGUUGCUUGUGCCGUUCCUGAGAGUCCUCCGCUUUGGAACAACAUUGGGAUGUGCUUUUUCGGCAAAAAGAAAUACGUGGCGGCCAUCAGCUGCCUGAAACGGGCAAACUACCUGGCACCCUUCGAUUGGAAGAUCCUGCACAAUCUUGGGCUGGUCCAUCUGACAAUGCAUCAGUAUGCUUCUGCCUUCCACUUCAUCAGCGCAGCUGUCCAUCUCCAGCCAAAGUUGGCAGAACUGUACAUGUUGUUAGCAGUUGCCCUGACAAAUCUUGAAGAUGCUGAAAAUGCCAGGCUAGCCUAUCAGAAAGCUUCAGCCCUGGACACGUGCAACCCUCUCAUAAGUCUGAAUUAUGCAAUUCUGCUGUACAAUCAAGGAGAUAAAAAGGGGGCUGUUCUUCAGUACUAUGAGAUGAAAAGGAAGGUCCAUGCAUUAAAAGAGAGCACACUGGAAUUUGACCCUGAGAUGGUGGAUAUAGCCCAGAAACUGGGCACUGCCUUACAGCUUGGAGAGGUUGCAGUCUGGGCUAAACCUGGUAAAGACUCAAAAUCAAAGCCACGAGGGACUGCAUCCAGCACCCAGCCACUGGGUUCUAAUCAAGCUCUGGGGCAGGCAAUGUCUUCUGCAGCUGGGUAUGCAAAGACCAUGAGUCAAGCUAUUGGAAGUUCAACUCAGCUGGCAAAGGUUCCUUCCCUACCAUUGGAGCCUAAACCCAAUGAGCCUACUCCUGAGGAACUUACAUCUACUAUAAAACGGCAGGAGCAAAUUCAGCCCAUUGAACAAGCCAAGGAAUCUUGAAGAGAUGGCCAUUUCGGACAGCUUGUAGAGUGGCGCAUUCACCAUAUUGGACGCAUAGGCACAAGGUGCAUUUAGUAUCCUACAAACUUUGCACCCGGCCAGAGUGCAACAGUCCUCUCACACACAAUUAGCUGAUGAGAUGCUUGGAAAUGUUGUUGUUUCCUUAACACUCCACACGUAGGCUAAUUAAAGAUGCCGUCAAGAUAGGGUCAAGGUUUGAAUAGCUUUCCUGGGAAGCAAUUGGACCUUCACAACAGGAAGAGGAGUGAGUUUGUUAUAUUAAGUUUCUACUAAGGAAGGCACUAUCAGAGGGAUGUCUCUAGAUCAGUUUUUCAACCUCAGCGACUUCAACUCACUGGCUGGCGAAUUCUGGGAGUUGAAGUCCACACAUCUUAAAGUUGCUGAGGUUGAGAAACACUGCUCUAGAUUUUGAGAUUAUAGCCCUUCCUAUUCUAGUGUUUUUUCUAGUGGUGCUGAGUUACUUUUUGGUAGCAUUUCUGAACCCAUCACCAAACUGUUCUGUUGAAUGGUAACCAGAGGUACCUACUUGUAUAUUCCUCAAACGAGUAACUUGUUUAGGAUUGUUGAACUGGGGUAGAAUCCAGCUGCUUUUGCUGCAGAUGCUUUUGCAGGACUUCUAUGUUCGCUGCCACUGCUUUGGGACCCAGUGGGACCGCCUGAGGCGCAGAUUCCUUCCUCCUUCACCAACCACUUGGUGGUGGAAUUUGCUACUACAGACAACAUAGCAGAGAAGCUCAUAUGUUGGAUGGGUUAAGUUUUUUUGUAUAAAUAAACAAGUAAAGAAUUGACUAAAA